This is a messenger RNA of Colletotrichum phormii, 696 nucleotides long. RefSeq lists its product as uncharacterized. NCBI's taxonomy places the organism in Eukaryota, Fungi, Ascomycota, Sordariomycetes, Glomerellales, Glomerellaceae. The record is from RefSeq and is a predicted model, not a curated record. The coding region runs from base 1 to 696 and encodes 231 amino acids. The transcript has a single exon.
AUGUCACCUAUAGGUCAGACGCCGUCUCACGCUCAAGACUGUUAUCCCAAUAAGCGGCCUCGUUGGGGCACGACUGCCGAACCUAGUCAGACAAAUUUAGAGAGCUUCCAGAAAGUGGGUGGUGUCCAAGCACAGCCGGAAUUACUGCAUGACAAUCCGGGCUCCGGCAGCUCUCAAACCCGGGAGCAAGACCGAAUAGACCCAUUCACGUUCAAUACGGAUUUCUCGCUUGCCAUAUGCAAAAGAUGUCGGUAUGUCGUUGUCGGCGAUGAGGUCUAUACACAUCUAAGAACCCAACAUCAAGGCAUCAAAGUAGCAGAGAGAAAGCGGAUUACACGCUGCAUACAGUCACUGGAUGGGAUAGUCCGGAGCCAAACCGACCUAGCGAAGGUCCGUUGUCCACCGCCAACGAGUAAUCCAAUACCCCACCUUGCGCCGGCCGUCACAGAUGGCAUACAAUGCCACAAUUGUGGAUAUUUAUAUCGUAGGGUAAGUGUGAUGCAGCGACACUGUCGUGAAGAGCAUAACUGGGUAAAUGAUUACGAAAAAGGCGGCGAUAUAAGAAGGAAGCUAAGCGAGGCCCGGGAAACUCCGUGGACAGUCAGAAUUCAGUGCCAACGGUUCGCCACCUCGCGUUGUGGCCAACGCUGGUUCGAGGUAGGCCGUAACAGAGGAAUAGUGCAGAUAGACUCAUAA